This is a messenger RNA of Phalacrocorax carbo (great cormorant), 7116 nucleotides long. Lineage: Eukaryota; Metazoa; Chordata; Aves; Suliformes; Phalacrocoracidae. The record is from RefSeq and is a predicted model, not a curated record.
GCUGCCCCCGCGGGCCUCGGGCGUGCGUCUGCCUCGGGAAGGGCUAUGAUCGUUCUGGGCUGCGUCUCAGGCGCUCGUUAAAGGCGUAGCCAGCCCAGCCAUGGCUCUGAGGGAGCUGAAAGUUUGCCUUCUGGGGGACACUGGUGUUGGCAAAUCAAGUAUCGUGUGGAGAUUUGUAGAAGAUAGCUUUGAUCCCAACAUCAACCCAACAAUAGGAGCCUCAUUUAUGACCAAGACUGUACAGUAUCAAAAUGAGCUGCACAAAUUCCUUAUUUGGGAUACAGCUGGACAGGAGCGGUUUCGUGCUUUAGCCCCAAUGUAUUACAGAGGGUCAGCAGCAGCCAUUAUAGUAUAUGACAUCACAAAAGAGGAAACUUUCUCAACAUUAAAGAACUGGGUUAAAGAGCUUCGACAGCAUGGACCUCCAAACAUUGUUGUGGCUAUUGCAGGAAAUAAGUGUGAUCUUAAUGAUGUAAGAGAAGUCAUGGAAAAAGAUGCUAAAGACUAUGCAGAUUCCAUUCAUGCAAUAUUUGUAGAGACAAGUGCGAAAAAUGCAAUAAACAUUAAUGAACUCUUUAUAGAAAUUAGAUAUGUUUCAGGCAGCAGCACCAAUGUGCAGGUCGCAGAAUUCCAUCAACUGACACCAACCCCCCGUCUAGUGGUAAGGGCUUCAAACUUAGAAGACAGCCAUCGGUGACAAAGCGCAGCUGCUGUUGACUGAUCCCUUAGAAAAUCAGACUUGUUUAUACAGUAGGUGGUCUUGGAAGUUAAUAGUUCACAUUGGGUUUAUAUUAUCAGUCUUAGAUCUUUAUCUGCUGGUGCUCAUGCACCCAAGGUCCCUCAAAAUAUGGACCCGUUCAUCUGACAUCUGUAUACUCGUGGAAAAGACUGCAAUCGUAAUGUCAGCCUGUUUACUUACAAAAAGUGUAGUAUCUCUUGCAUUCAAAGGGAAUCCAUCAUUGCUUUUUUUGUCUUGCUUGAAAGGAGGGUGACUAUAUGGAUGGUAGAACUGAAAUGUUACAUAGUUUUGUAAUCAAGAUUUUAGGGUUGGUUUUGUUUUGGUCUUUUGUAAAAAGGGAAAUGAGCACUUUUGUGGGACUUAAGGGUGGGAGGAGUCUGGAAGUUAGAUGUCAUUUCCUUUUCUUCAGUGAGCCUUAUUUUAAAUGUAAUUGUAGCUAAUCCAAAGUAUGAUGGGACAGUUGAUGUGAGGUGGCUACAGAAUACGCAACUGAAGACAAAUAAUAGGCAAAUCAGUCCAUCCAGUCCCGAAAUCCCAUUUGCACUUUUUAUUUAAAGAUGAUAUGCGCCGGGGGUGGGGACACAAGCAACAGAUCUUAAACCACAGACAAUCUUUUUUUCAUGCUGACUCUAAUCACUUUAAGGCAAACUGAUACGCUUAUAGGCAUCUUUUUGUUCCUACAAGUUUUUUAGUAUUAAGAUGUUGGUUGAAGACAACAUAGUUGUAGUUCUGACUAAAUUAAGUGGUUACUGACUAAAAACAGAUGCUGUAAACGGAUGCUGCCAGUGGUUCUGAUAAGACCUAAAAGGUUUGAGGGGAAAGCUUUUAAUUCUUGGCAUGUGUAAAGUGUUCAUAUUAUAUUUAUGAGACCAGUGUUUGUUUAAAGUAUUAUAAAUUAUGUAAAAAAUAAUGCAAUCUUAUACUCUCCUUCCAUUCCACACCUAUGGAUAAACUCCUGGGGAAUCUCCAUCAGGUUGGGUUUUUUUUUUCCUGCUUUUUAGGUAUUGUCACUGUGAGUUCAUCCAGAGGCAGACUGAAAUUCUUUCAAUCACAUUUGAAGGGGUCAAUAGAGAAUGCUGUUGGUGCAGGAUGAGGUCUGUCUGAAAAAGUUUUCAUCUGUAGUGCACUCAGUCUUUCCUGUUUUGGUCACAAAAAUAUGAAUAGGAAGUAACCUUAAGACGUGGUAAUGUAGAUCGUUACCUCUUGAUUCCUGGGCCUUUUCAUCUGUGAGGGUUUUUAGCAAUCAGUGUGUAGCUUACUCUGUGUUUGGUUUUAGUACACUUUCAAUUAAACUAUAGGUUGACCAUAUCCAUUUGUGCUAUUUUAUUUAUUUUACUUUGUUUCCCACCAGCACUAGCGAGAAACUUCGUAUUUUUGAAGAAGAGCUUAAUAGACUUGAGUAUAUUCUAAAAUACGCUGUUUAGCUUUAGUAUCAACAUGAGGUCACGUUGAUGAUGCUUAUUCUUUGUUUGUAAUCUGGUUUUCUAUCAUCUCAAGUAUUUUCUCUGAAGGAAAUGUAGAAAAGUUUGUGAGAAAUGAAAGGACUUGUACUUCAGAUUAGUUUGUGUUAGUUCUUGUAGAGCUGUUCUGGAGCAAAUCCAGAUGAACCAUUACAGUGAGGUUUUAAACGGGUCAGUAUGACUUAAUGAAAAUUGGUGACUGCAUUUUUAUCACCCCUUUUACUUACCCUGCAUCGUCAGAUAUGCCUUCUUUGCCACAGUUGUACAGGCUAUGUGCUUACAGAGAGCCCAGGAAGUAUGCCUUCAUCAAGCAAAGGCUGUACAAAGCUGCUUUGAAACAUUGGUCCUUAACAAAGCAUCUCAUAGUAGAGGCAGAUCGGUGUUUGGUGUUCAGCCUGAUGUAUAUUUUUUUCUUCUGUCACUCAGAGCAAAUAAACUAUGAACAGAAAAUAUUAGUACUCCAUCAAAAUGUGCAAUGGAAAUAUAAUUAGUAAAGAAAGAACAGAGUAAGCUUGAUCUUGGGCAUAUUUUUAUUAUAAAAAAGCAGGUUAGCAAUUGAAUGUAGAACUUUCACAGUGGCAGUCAUGGAAAUCCCUAAUUUCUUUGACAUAUCUCAAUUCUUACUCCCAGCAAAUUUAAAAAAAAAUAAAUUGUGUGGUUACCUAAUUCAACUAGGUUUUUAAAAUGUUUUGAGUUCACAGUGCUUCGGAAGUCUAUUCUAUACCAAGAUACCAGUGCUUUAGUAUCUUAACUGUCAUAUAGAAAGUACUGCUUUUAUUAAAGUUGGUUAGGAAUAAAUCUGGAAAUUUUUGAACUUCAAAAGGUUGUAGUAGGAGAAGGAAAGUCUCAGAUAUGCUUUCAUGUAGAUUAGUAGAAAAAGGAAUUCAGACGUUCUAAAUUGUUAUUGCCUGUUAGCAUGUGGUAAGAAUGGAGUUUAAAUCUGUUUUUCAAUGAGAUAACAAAAAUAGUUUAAUAGUAUUUAUCCAAGACUUAGUGACUUGAGAAGAAAAUAUUGGACUCUAUUGGACUCUAGGCAAGACAGCGAACUAGGCUAGUACGGAGAUUGUAGUUCUCUCCAGUCAGGAGAGAGAUCCAUAUAUCUUAGCAAAUCUUUAUGAACUGUUUUCUGAUCUAGCCUCCCUUAUUUGCUAUACACCAAAAUUAAACUUUAAAAACAACCAACCAACCCCCGCACCCACUCUGAAGCACUGAAGAGGCAGCAGCAAUCUGGCCCUUCUCAAAUGCAGCAAAGUCUUAAUGCCUCAGACUCCUUUUGUUUUGUUACCAGUUGGAGUGGAAUGCCAGCAUACUUCAUAUCCUUUUUGCAGUUCUGAUCUGAAUUACUGCAGUUAAUGAAAACAUGGAAAUAGCCAGUGUUUCAGAUUGUCCAAACUGCAAACGCUGAAGCGAGGCUGCUUUUUAACACAUGCCUAUUUAAAAUGACAGACUGUUGAUGUAACUUCUUUUGAGCCAAGAUAACUGCUUAUUGAUCAGUUGGCCCUAGCUGAAAGCUGGAAUGCAGUCUUCCCUGGAUGAGAUGCAUGUGUUCAUUGUUUCAUUUUUGUUGGAGAAAAAUGGUUUCUUCUGUAUUAAUAAUUCGUUAGGCCAUCUGCUUUCAUCUUGCACUAGGCUUGCUGAAAUUGAUUAUAUUUUGUCCUAACAUAGCUUCUCUAUUUGGAGAUGCAUUAGCCUUGGAGUGUUUGGAGUGCUGAUUGUCAACCAUUCCAGCUAAAUUUUUAAUAACUUUUUUCUGUUGAAGUUGUUGAAAAAGCUGAGGACUGAAGUUUCAUUCCAUUAUGCCUUCCUGUUUAAUGACUGGAGCUCAUCAUAGAGACCAGACUUUCAGAUACUCUCAAAGGGAAUUGCUGCAAAGCAAGUUUGGAAGGGUGAAGUAUCAUGUAUGUAAAAAAUGUAAUGAGGUGCAUGUCAUGUCAUAGAUCCGGAGCAUUUUUUAACUGACAGAUGACUGUUUCAACUUCUAACCAAUACCAUUUCUUUCCCACAGAAGUUACAGAUUUGUACAAAAAUAUCAAGCGAUAAAUGUUUAGUUCUUAAGCUUUGGAGCAACUUAAAUGUGCUCCAGAAGUUUUGGAGGGUGUCUUCAUCUGACCCUCUAAAUUACAACAGUCUCUUAGCUGACUUGCCAGGCUCUCGAUCUGUGUUGUAGGUAGUUUUGUAGUACAUUUUUAUAUCCAUGCUGAAAACUGCCGUACUAAAUGCCUAAGUAGGUGGAAUCUGGAAGCUUAUGUUUAACAACAGAAGCAUCUAGUGGUUAAGCUACUGAAAAUUGUAAUAGGUGCUUUGAAAAGUUCUAAGACAAUUCUAACAACUUUUGCUGUUGCCAAGAAGGCAAAGACUUGAUUUAUGUUACUAGAUCCAUGUUGAUACAAAACAAAUCAUUGUGCUUCAAACCCCUACUGACAUCAGGGAGACUUCCUCUGAGUGCUACAGGAUCAGACAUUUAAUAGUUUAGAGGGGCGUUCUAGGCGGACUUGAGUCUUUGAUGUGUUGGUGUACAUAAUACCAAUUUAAUGCUACCAGCCAGCUCAAGAAAGGUUAUUUACAUACUUGGGAAGAGAGUAGGAGGAGAGGAGGCAAUGCCUACUUACUGAUGUGGAAGUCUAAUCCUUUAACCUGGUUGAGAGGUGUGGGAUUCAUUGGGAGCUGUCUAUGUUCAUGGUUAAAGCUUCAUUUUAAUUAUCAAAAAAUAAUUCAGGUUGAAUAUCUUGAAUGGUUUAAAAGUUGGCCUCAGUAAGAUUUUUGUUACUAUGUUAAUCCUAAAUUAAUCCUUAACAUCAGUGUUGAUUUCCAGAAUAACAAACUGAGUAUUAGUUGGAAAUGGAAGCUUUAUAAGUGAUGUUUGAAUGGCUUUUGUGAACCAAGUCUGUAGUGUUUAUUAAGGAUGCUGUAGUCUAUUUGUGGUGUGCUAUAUCAGCAAUCUGCAAAGACUAUCUUGGGAAUUGAUGAUUUACAGGACAGAAGCUGUCUGAACUCUGUAGCUAACCACCCUGUAGCAAACCUCAGUUAUAAGCAGCAAUAGCUACAAAGAAGUAGAAAAAAAAAAUCGUCUCAGACAUGAGGAGAAUCUGAUUAAUUCACUGACUUCUACACUGCCUUUUCACUUUCUAAAAAGCUUCAUGUAUCACUCUUAAAUGCUUUAAACCUCUAAAAAAAAGAGGCUUUUCUGUUCAUGAACAAGAAAGGAUGACAAACUUUCUUAGCUUUUUUAGCAGGAAGUUGUUUGUAUGUGACGAGUCAGUUACUUGAAGCAGAAUUGUGUGCUUGGAACUAAGCUUCUAAAAAAAAUCUGCACAAAAAUUCUCUAGAGAACUUAAAAUUUUAAGUUCACAUCAUAUUCCUAGUAAUAGAUCACAGCCCUAGGAAUGGUAGGUGACGGAAGAUUUAUAGGUAUGAGAUGGCUGUGUCAAUUACCAAUCUAAGAUAGAAAUACAGGUUCUAAUAUUAAAAAAAAAAGUCAGCUGUCCUUUUCGGAGUCAGAUGGCUCCAGCUUGUCAAUAGAAAUAUACUUGGAACCACAUCGUUGUUUCUCAUAUAAGAAUUCAUGUGCCAAAAUAUAUUUACCUAAAAUUAUUAGGCUUUCUGACACCAAUGCUCAUUUCUGAAAAAUCCCUUGUGAUACUUUGGAGCUUUCAAAAGUUUGAAUGCAAACUCCUCCUUGGUCAGCUAGGAUCAAAAAUGCAUUUCUUGGAAAAAUCAAACGAGCGUUACCAAACUUUAUCCAUAAAGUGUCGCAGAUAACAAAUCCUUCAAGGGAUAUGUGACUAUCCUGAAACCCAGGAGUCCUGAUGGGCUUAGUCUCUGACAUGUCAAAGUGAUCCUCGGGUCAGCUUUUUCCUCCUCCCACCUCCCAUUUUCCCCCCACCCUGAAUUUUUAACAUAGUGUUGUCAGAGUGUACAUGCUAUAAACAGCUAUUUAAAAAUACUUGGAAAAGUUCUAGUGUUUUAGUUAUUUGGUGCUUCCUAUUUUACAUGGAAAAAUCAAAGCAGUAGGAUGAUUUGUCUCUGAAAAAUUGGGACAGCAUUUGCUGAAACUGCUCUCAUUCUAGAAAAAAGACUACUUAGAAACAAUUUUGCUUUUACCGUUACAUCAUCCUGCAAGUUGGGGUUCUUAAAUUUUUGUUGAAACACUAACAAUGAAUUUUAUUCAAGGAGCUGAUGACCUUUGUAAAGGUACUGUUCUGUUAAGGAGGCUGGGUUUUUCUUUGUUUUGUUUCUGUUAAUUUUUUCACAUAUGUAUUAUUGAACAAACCAACUGCUACUUCUUCACAUUUUGAAGGAUACAGACCACUCUCUGUCAUGCUCUUCCUUUUGUGUGAGUGUGAUACUCCAUCCAGUUGCUGCACUUGGAUAUGCUGUAACUCUGACACCUCGAGAGGUUCACUGCUACUUUCUUGCCACACUUUUAUUCAUGUUACAGUAUGUAUUUCUUAUUAAAUCUAUUAUGUUUUCUUGACAACUUGUUCCUUUGUUUCCUUAUGGGACUUAGUCAAGAAUAAGUGGCGAGUGUCUUUUUCUCCUCGAAGGUUCUAGAAGUAUGUCACAGCAGCAAAUGUUUGGAAACAAAAUGGUAAUUUGCUAGUACAGUCUUGUGACACUGUUAUGAAAACAUUGUGGCUGAAACACGUACCACUACUGUAUUAUACCAUGCAACGAAGGCUAAAAGCAUAUUCACCUGGGAGAGCAAAUUAUUGUAGGGCUCUAGUAACAUGAUGUCAACUCUUCUAUAUCUUAACUUCCUUUUUUAUACUUCCUAUUUCUGAAUAUCGUUUGUCCAACAUUGAAAUUGUGAUGCGGUGAAUUGAUUUAAGAGACAGAAAUGAGUUGUGUUUCUGUAGCUGUAAGACACUUAAGACUUCCUGGUAAUCUUCCCCCUUGUACCUCCCACCCCCAGUACAA